GUUCUUCUUAAUCUCGGCUGUGUUGUCUAUUUCUCCAUAUUUGCCUGGAAACACCGAGGCUUCUUCGUCGUCACUUUCGCUCUCUCUACCCCAUAUGGAGCCAAGGCCCUCUCACUCGCUUGACCAUUGUUUUUUUAAUUAGUCUCGUGCCCGAUGAGCCUGAAAUUCAAAUAAUGGUUGUAAAUAAACCCCUGGGGCGGAGGAUAAAAUAUAAACAACAGGUUCAAAAGUCUGAAUCUAUCAACUGAAGAUAUCCUCGCCAUAUGUCAAGAUUCUUCUCUGACUAUGGAUACAAUAACGGAGAUGGCCGAUGAAGCAAAGGUGUCCGGCGCGAACCAUGAAGCCAACAAGCAACACAAAUUGACCCUGGAGAAAGAAGGUCAUGGAUGCUCGAAUCUAUCACCGCCGCCGUCAUCCGCAAGCGCCACAUGUCACCAUUCCAAUUCUAGGAGCAGUUGGGGAAGCGAGCAAUUUUCGCAGGACAAAUGUGGACAGUAUCCCGACGCUCGUGUGGAGGGAACCCUUCCAAGGGAAGACCACGGCCCAUACGAGGUCUCGUUCGAUGGUGAUCAAGACCCGAUGUGUCCUCGAAGCAUGCCGUUGGUGAGGAAAUGGGUGAUCGUGUUGAUUGUCUGUACCGGAACCUUAUGUGUGACUUGCACAAGCUCGAUCUACACAACUACCUAUACACAGAUGAAUCCCGAGUUUCACACGUCAACGCUCAUCUCGACUAUAGGACUCUCGUCCUUUGUCUUAGGAAUCGGGACCGGACCGUUGCUCACUGGCCCACUGAGCGAGCACUACGGACGAAGACCCAUCUAUCUGGUCGCGUGGACGAUGUUCCUAGUUUGGACAAUUCCGUCCGCCGUGGCGAAAAAUAUUCAGACAAUCAUUGUUUCUCGGUUCUUCAAUGGCUUCACUGGAGGCACCUUCCUUUCCGUUGCGGGAGGAACUGCCGGAGACGUAUUUUCACGGAAUCAGAUCCAAGCACCAAUGGCGCUUGUUUCAUCAGUCCCAUUCAUUGGACCCUCUUUGGGGCCUGUACUCGGGGGCUUUAUCAACUCCCACUUGGAUUGGAGGUGGACCUACUAUAUCAUGAUCAUUUGGUCCGCCGUGCUGCUCAUCUGCAUGAUAUUCUUUGCGCCAGAGACAUAUCACCCCAUCAUACUACGUGCUAGGGCUCGAGCGCUCCGGCAAGAAACUGGAAACGAACGGUAUAGAGCACCGAUGGAGGAUAACACCAAGACAUGGAGGCAAAUAAUAAUAGUCGCACUUCUGCGGCCAUUCCAACUUCUCUUCCUAGAGCCCAUGUGUUUAUGCUUGGAUAUUUAUUCGGCUAUAUUAUUGGGGAUUCUAUACUUAUUCUUCGGCACCUUUCCGAUGGUGUUCCGAACAACAUAUGACAUGAACCUUUGGCAGGGCGGACUGACAUUCGUGGGAAUUAUAGUCGGGAUGGUUAUCGUCGCCGCUACUACCCCGAUCUGGUCCAACAUUCGUGAGCGUCUGUUGAACAAUAAUGCCAAAGAGCCUGGACGCAGUGAGCCGGAAUACCGACUUCCUCCGGCUAUUGUAGGUGGCAUUCUUAUUCCUCUUGGGCUUUUUUGGUUCGGUUGGACUACCUACUCGAGUAUUCAUUGGAUAGUGCCCAUCAUUGGAUCUGCUGUAUUUGGGGGUGGGUUGUUGCUGGCAUUCACCGGCAUUUUUACAUUCCUUGUCGAUGCUUACCCACAAUACGCCGCAUCUGCCCUGGCUGCUAAUGGCUUUGCUAGGUGCACGUUCGCAGCUGCGUUUCCGCUGUUUGGUAGUCAGAUGUACGACAAGCUCGGCUAUCAGUGGGCAACUAGCCUUCUGGCAUUUCUAACAGUUGCCAUGAUGCCAUUCCCGUGGCUGUUCUUUAAGUACGGAAAAGCACUGAGAGCCAAGAGCAAAUUCGCUCUACCGGACUGAACCGUCACAAAAGAGGUAACGGCUUCAUUUUGAGGAUAGCUGGAUGUGUAAGAGAAGUUAUGCGGUCAUGUUAAUGGGGAGGGGGUAGACUUAGACCGUGGCGGUGCAAUGCCAAUAAGUGUGCAUCCCACCGAGCGACGACAGCAAUACAGAUAGUGCACGUUGGAAGAACGUUAUGUUGGCUGAACCGAUACAUGUUGUAGAAACUGUUGCAUAUGGUUUUAGGCAAAACAUCUCAGGGGGGUUGCCUAUAGACUGAGUUUAUAUUAUCAGGACAUUAGUCCUGAGAUCGUUAUUUGGUAGGCCAACGGCGAACUAAAGACAGAAGACAAGAUACUCAGUCCUACUGAUGUCAUGGUUAGCCUGUCUUAGGGCAGAGUGCCAAACGGUCCUAGUUCAUGCCGUUUCCACCAGAGCUCCUGAC
Messenger RNA from Aspergillus pseudotamarii, 2371 nucleotides. RefSeq names its product MFS transporter. The record is from RefSeq and is a predicted model, not a curated record. The transcript is spliced from 5 exons. NCBI's taxonomy places the organism in Eukaryota, Fungi, Ascomycota, Eurotiomycetes, Eurotiales, Aspergillaceae. Gene Ontology annotation, molecular function: transmembrane transporter activity. Gene Ontology annotation, biological process: transmembrane transport. Gene Ontology annotation, cellular component: membrane. Bases 286 to 1947 code for a protein of 553 amino acids.